AUAACCAUGAUAGAAGACAAAGGUCCACGAGUGGCUGAUUAUUUUGUAGUGGCAGGGCUCACUGAUGCAGAUACUGCAACCCUCCUGGACCAAGAAAUAAACCGACAUGAAACAAAGUCAACUAGUCCAAAGGCUCCAAUUACUGACAUUGCUGUGAUAAUUAAAUCAGCUGGUGAAACUGUCCCGGAGGGAUACACCUGUGUUGAAGCCACCCCUACAGCCCUUCAAGCCAACUUAAACUAUGGGAGUCUAAAGAGUCCUGAACUCUUUCUUUGCUACAAGAGAGGCCGGGACAAACCACCUCUUACUGACAUCGGAGUUCUAUAUGAAGGGAAGGAACGCAUCAUUUCAGGCUGCGAGGUGAUCCAAGCUACUCCUUAUGGGCGUUGCGCCAAUGUUAACAACAGCUCGGCUUCUUCUCAGCGGAUCUUUAUCACGUAUCGAAGGGCUCCUCCAGUACGACCUCAAAAUUCGUUGGCGGUGACAGAUAUCUGUGUUAUUGUUACCAGCAAAGGAGAAACCCCUCCUCAUACGUUCUGCAAAGUUGAUAAGAAUUUAAAUUGUGGUAUGUGGGGUUCCAGUGUAUACCUUUGUUACAAGAAGUCUGUGCCAGCUUCUAACUCAUUAGCAUAUAAAGCUG
Messenger RNA from Antrostomus carolinensis (chuck-will's-widow), 640 nucleotides. RefSeq names its product DENN domain-containing protein 4C-like. The annotation marks the transcript as partial. The transcript is spliced from 3 exons. Gene Ontology annotation, biological process: regulation of Rab protein signal transduction. NCBI's taxonomy places the organism in Eukaryota, Metazoa, Chordata, Aves, Caprimulgiformes, Caprimulgidae. The record is from RefSeq and is a predicted model, not a curated record. Gene Ontology annotation, cellular component: cytoplasmic vesicle; ESCRT I complex.